Messenger RNA from Closterium sp. Naga37s-1, 8640 nucleotides. The record is from the annotation of a GenBank genome assembly. NCBI's taxonomy places the organism in Eukaryota, Viridiplantae, Streptophyta, Zygnematophyceae, Desmidiales, Closteriaceae.
AUGCUUCGUAAUUCCCUCGCCGGCGUCGACGCGGCAAGGCGCGCCGAGCUGGUGGAAUGGGCGGAGUCGACAUGGGAGAGCGGCGAGAAGGACAAGGCCAUGGCUCAGCAGGUGUCGUCCGAUCACACGUCGCUAGCAGCAGAAGCAGCUGUGGGACAGAACGCAUCGGGAAUAUCAGGAACGUGGGGAAGGGUUGGAGUUAUCGAGGGUGUUGGUGUUCUGAGCGCGGUUCCCAGCCCUAACUCGCUGCCGUCCGUUGCUGCAAACCCUUUCACGCGGAACCUCACAGAUCCCAGCAACCGCGUCAGCAGCGCGGAGAAUGCGCAGUCGUCGCAGGGAUACGACUGGGCGCAGGAUGCGAGAGGGGGGAAGAGGCGGACGAACUCUGGGGGCUCCGUUGCUGCAAUAGACCUGGGCGUGCAUUCCCACGGAGCGACGCAGCUUCCCCAGCAAGUUUCCCCCCACCAUCAGUAUUCUCCGCACCACAGGGUAGCAUCCCCGCAAAUGCGCCUGUUAUCUCCGCAACACCCGCUGCAAUCUCGUCUGCUCUCCCCGCAGCUUCCCCCGCAACGGCGCCUGCUUUCCCCGCAGCUUUCUCCACAGCCUCGCCUACUCUCACCGCAGCACACCUCGAUGCUCUCUCCCCACCAUUCUCCCCAUCGCUCCCCACACCUCUCCCCUCACCACUCCCCCCACCGCUCCCCCCACCUCUCUCCCCAUCGCUCCCCCCACCUCUCCCCUCAGACCCGCCACUUCUCCCCGCAGCGCUCCCCCCAGCCUCGACUUCUCUCCCCGCAGCUCUCCCCGCAGCCUCGGCUUUUCUCUCCGCAGCUCUCCCCCCAGCCUCGGCUCCUCUCCCCGCAACUCUCUCCGCACGUCCCCUCCCCCAACAUUGCAUUUCAGCCGCUCCAUCGGCUACUCACCCCGCAACACCCCGGGGCAGAUCCGCGUGAACGAGCCAUCCGCCGCACGAUCUCCAUGCCUGAGGCGGAUUUUGACGCCGCGCUUCCCUUUCCGCGCGCGCACGGCGCUUCCGCGGAGGGCGCAGCAUUCGCGCCCAGGAGCAGGAACGCGCUGGGCGCCGGGGGGGUGCUUCCGCGGUUGCGGAGCCCGCAGCUGGCGACGGGGGUGCGCGGAGUGAUGCUGCGCGCGAUUGAGGGGCACAAGAGGGGCGCCUCCGCGGACAUCGUGGAGACCGCGCAGAGGGCGCUGCGCAAGAGCAGGUGGGCCGGCGGGGGUCCGGGCGGGGAAGGGCGGUGGGGGCCGAUGAGCGCAAGGGAAUGGCGGCCGGGAAUGGAGGUGAAAGGCUUCAAUGGAGCAGGAAUGGGAGCAGCAGGAAGCGGAGGGGACGAAGAGGGAAGAGGAGUAGGAGGAAGAGGAGGGGUGAUGGGGGAAGAGGCCGCUGGCGGUAGCAGUAAUGACAGCAUCAACAUCAUGGUUAUCGAGAGAAGUAACGACGCUGUUACUGCUGCUCCUGGUGGGCUCGGCUCCCCUCUCCCCCUAAGUCCCCACAGCGCUACAGCUGCAUGGGGCUUUCCAGACGCAGCAGCGCGAGCAGCAGCACCGAAAGCACGAGCAGCAGCAACAGCGGGGGGCAGUGGGGGCAGACCUGUAAUGUUCAGGAGCAACAGCGACAAGGGCCCAAACACGGGCUCCAGCACUCCUACCAGCAGGCGCGGCGACGUGCCAAGCCAAGGGCAAGCGGGGCGCAUGGCUCGGCCUGUCACCUCAGUCACCCCAGGUGCAGCCCCCAGAAUGGGCGGGCGAGGCGGAAGGGGACAGGGCGCGCAAGGGGCAGUGGCGCAAAAGGGGGCAGGGGGGGCAGGUGAUAGGGCGGGCAGUGGAGCAAGCGAGGCGGUGGCAGGGGAAUCUGUUGCUCAGGACCUUGCAAGUGGGGGUGAUGUUCCGCGGCUGUUGGUGCACGGGGAGGCUCGUCCAGUGCAGGCGUUGCUGGUGAGGGUGUGUCUGCUGGAGGCAGGGGGGCUGGCACCGGUGUGGGAAGGGGUCAAGGAAGGGUUGGAGUGCAGGGGCGAGGAGGGGGAGGGGGAAGGGGUGGGGGAGGGGGGGGGAGGAGGAGGGGGAGGAUUAGUAGGAGGUGGAGGAGGAGGAGAGGAAGGAGAGCAGGCGCGGUGGGCGGAAUCACCCAAGGGGGCUUCACCACGCGGAUUGAAUAUGGGAAGCGUUACCCCUCGUGCUGUCACAUCCAGCAGUGCUGCAUUUGGGACCCCUUCUCCAGGAAGUGUGACUCCAGGGAGUGUGACUCCAGGGAGUGUGACCCCAGGGAGUGUGACUCCAGGGAGCAUGGGUUCUCGAGGCAGGGGCUUGGGAGUGGGUGUGAGAAGGCCGCCAAGAGGAGGAGGUCCUGUGCCUGCCAGCACCAUGUUCCGCUCUAAAAGCCUCACAGACGGCCAACGCCACCAGCAGCAGCAACAGCAGCAGCAGCAGCUGAUCUCUCCCCGACUGCACCGACCCCCCCAGCAGCAGCAGCUGCCUGGCCGCGGGGAGCCAUCCCCCACAGCAGCAACAGGAGCAGCAGCAGCAGCGGCAGCAGCAAGAAACGCGUUUCCAGGCAAGGCUAGGCCCGUCACGCCUGUUCCAGAAGGGGGAGGUGCAGGUAGGGGUGCAGUAGGAGGUGCUGUAGCAGGAGGGGCCGUAACAGGGAACUCUAUGGGUGAAGGUGCAUUUCCUAGGCCAGCAAGCGGAGGAGCGGCAGGAGGGGCAAUGGCCGUGGGGGCGAGCUCGCCCAGAACACCAGGAGCAGCAGCUGUGGCGAGGAGCAGCAACGGCCCUGUGCCAGCAUCACCUUCAGGUUCAGGGUCAGGGUCAGGAGCAGGAUUGGAAGCGGAGUUAGGAUCACGGCAGGGGUCGAGGACAGGGUGGGGAUUGGGGUUUGGUCGGUCCAUGUCUGAGAGUGGUGCUGUUAGGAGACCGAGUGGUGCAGGUGGUGCAGGUGGUGCGGGUGGAAUGGGUGGGGUGGGUGGAGUGGGUGGGGUGGGUGGGGUGGGGUUUGAAGUGGGGGAGUUUUCGAGCUUGGCUACUGUUGACGAAGUUGAUGGGGCUGUAGCAGCAGAGGCUGUAGCUGAUGGCGCUGAUCGAGCAGCAGGAGCAGGCGGAGCAGGCGGAGCAGGAAGAGGUGGAGGCGGGGGUGUUGCACUGGGGGAGAGCACAACAGGGGUGUCGUUGUUCUCCUCUGCUUCUCUUGCUGCCUCUCAACCCCCGGUGAGCCCGCGUCCGUUAGGCCCCACUCGCCCCGCCAUGGAGCAACGACAGCAGCAGCAAGGGCAGCAGCGGCAACAAGCAGCGCAGGGAGGGGGGGCAGGAGGAGCAGGAGGAGCAGGAGGAGGGGGGCAGAAGCAUCCGAAGCAGCACCACGGCAAGUACAGCAGUGGCAGGCCUCCCCCAGUGACCAUCCACAACCCCACCGUUGCACAGGGGCGCGCACUGAGCAAGUCUACCAGCGAGCCUGGGUGGCGCCUGGAGGACGUGUCUAUGCGCUCGCCUGCCUCCCCCCGAAUGCUCCCUCCACCGUAUCCCCAUGGCGUUGCGUCGUCUCCUAGGCAGGCCCACCCGUUCCAGCAUAACCUGCAGCAGCAGCAGCAGCAGCAGCAGCAGCAGCAGCAGCAGCAGCAGCAGCAGCAGCAGCAGCAGCAGCAGCAGCAGCAGCAGCAGCAGCAGCAGCAGCAGCAGCAGCAGCAGCAGCAGCAGCAGCAGCAGCAGCAGCAGCAGCAGCAGCAGCAACAGCAGCUGCAACAACAACAGCAGCAGCAGCAGCAGCAGCCGUUUAUGCAGCUACACGAGGUGCUACAGGCACAGCAGUCGCCUGGUUGGUUCUCUCCAGGGGUGAACCCGCGCCAACAAGGCCGCUCCUCCCUGCCGUCUCCCUCACACAUACCCCUCUCCCCCACCUCAUCCAGCCUUCGUAGCCCGCGGUUUCCUGUCCUCAACUCACCAUCUUUUUCAGCUUCUGCCGCCACCACCACUGCUGAUGCCUCUGCUUUCUCUGCUGCUGCUCUCACCUCACCUCGUCCCCUAGCUCCUGCUCCUGCUCCUUCUCCCACUGCUGCCCCCAGCCCCAGUGGGGCAGUAGCGAGUGGGCACAGCAGUGCGAUGGCAGCGAGGCUGCAGGGGGGGGUGGCGGGGUUGCGGAGGCUGCGCAAGGCGCUCACAGCGCCCGCACAGGACCUGGCAGAGGAGGAGCAGGAGGAGGAGGAGGCAGUGACGCUGCUCAAGAGCGGCAACCUGCCCUGGAACCACAGCCCUGUCGCGUUUUCCGUGCAUGCCUCCGCUGUUGCUCCUGCUGCUGCUGCUGCUGCUGCCGGUGCGGGUGGUGCGGGUGGUGCGGGUGGUGUGGGUGGUGCAGGUGGUACAGGUGGAGAGGGUGGAAUGGCAGCUGAGCCCGAUGAUUCUGUUCCCUUUGAUGCGGAUGGGGCAGCAUGCAGCAGUGGUGGAGGCAGGGCGAGGCGUGCCCACUCCAUGUCCUUCUCAAGCCUCUCUGCUGCCCUGCCUGCUCAUGCCGGAGGUGGGGCAGCAGGGGGAGCAGGGGCGGGCGCAGGGGCGGGGGUAGGGAGGGCGGGGAAUGCAGGGGGGUAUGAUCCCAUGGCUCUGGGUUUGGUGUCCCCUGCAGGCAAAGGCCCCAUGUUUCACCGCACGUGGACCGACCCUGCUGAACGAUCGAAUAGAGUGCUUGCUGCUAGGAGGGCUGUCUCUGGAACUUCUGCUGCCGCCGCUGCUGCUGCUGCUGGUGCUGGUGCUACUUCUGCAUCAUCAGCACAGCACCUGUCUCCUCGUGCAUCUGCUUCUCUCGCGUCACCACACGCACCACAGUCGCCAUCUGCCUUCCCGCAACAACAACCCCACCCGCUGCUGCACCAGCCCUCACAACCCCACCCCACACCAUCAGCAGCAGCGGCGGCUGGGGCCACGUUAAGUCCAACGAACGCCCGACGAGCUGCCUUCCGCAAGGCGCGCAGCGUGCCCAAGCGCCUGCUCAGCGAAGUCAGCGGCUUCGGGUCCCCCGCAGGCUCCCCUGGUGGGGCGCUCUCCGCUUCCCCCCUUGCCCUCCGCCCCCCCAGGGCUGGGAUUAGCGCGGACGGGACGAGGGCCAGCCGCAUGGUGGGGGGAGGCGCAGGGGGAGGAGGGGGAGGUGGUGGUGGUGGGGGAGGUGGGAAGGGAAGACCAGGAAGGAAAGGCCCAUUGGAUGUGCAUGCUGAUCUGUCAAUCCUUCAGGAGCUUGAGCUGCCACUCUUCUUCCAGAAUGGAAGGCCAGGAGCAGGGAAGGGAGGCGCUGGGGGGAGGAACGGGGGAGGUGGAGGACGAGGAGGCGGAGGGGCAGCAGUGGCAACGAUGGCUGUGGCAGGGGUAGCGGAGGGGGUGGGUGGGGCGAGCACAGUGCAUCUGAACAGGCGGGGGUAUGCGCACCGAGUGUUUCGCACGCAUAACUUCCCGCUGUCCGUGGGGGCUGUGCUAGGAGCGGUGUCGGACCAUAACAAUGCUAUCACUGUCACCCCUGCCUCGCCCAAUGCUGGCAACUCUGCCCCCAUUGCGUCCCCUUGGACCCCCCCUUCUGCUCAUGCAGCUGCUGCUGGCGGUGGCGGUGGUGGUGGUGGUGGUGCUGCUGCUGCUGCUGCUGCUGCUGCUGCUGCUGCUGCUGCUGCUGCUGCUGCUGCUGCUGCUGCUGCUGCUGCUGCUGCUGCUGCUCCCUCUGCUUCCUUUCCUCAGCACUCCUCCUCGCCUUCCACUCAGACAGUGCUCUCGUCGCCCUCUCCACCCGUCACUCCUCCGAUUCUCGCUCCUGCUGUUUCUUCUGCAAGCUCAGGAACACAGGUGGGAGGGAGAGGAGGAACCGGCGAAGCAGAAGCGCCAGGAGCUGCAACCGCAGCAGCAGCAGCAGCAGCAAUGGGUAUGCCAGCAGGCUUUGAGUUCUUGCCUGAUGGGAGGAACACAGAGUCCGUCGACACACCAGCUGCAACCACAACUGCACCUGAAACAUCAGCAUCAGCUGCUGCUGCUGCUGCUGCUGCUGCGCCUCCCGCGUUUUUGGGCAGGGGGCUGGUAGGAGGAGGAGGAGGAGGGGCCCUUGCAGGGCCACCACCAGGCAGUCUGAUUCGUAAGCUGUCGCUCUCACUCUCACCUCUGCUCAUCCCACAAACUGACUCCGUGGACAGCAAUGAAGGGGGUGCUCCUGUCCCUAUCGCUGUUCCAGCAACUCAGGCGUCCACUGCUGCUGCUACUGCUGCUGCUGGGGAUACUUAUGGGACUGGGGGGACUGGGGGGGUACCUGUAACUGCUGUUCCACUGGAAGCGUUCCCAGCAGCUGCAGGCAGCAGUGCAGCAGGAGUAGUGCCUCCCCCAUGGCUCCCAGUGGCCUCUCCCCGUCCCAUGCCCUCCAAGGCACUCGCCCCUCGCACCCCUGCCGCCACCACUCCCACCCUUCCCACCGCCACCACCCCCACCUUUGGAAGCCAAACCGCGAGCAACAGCAACAGCGGCGGCGGCGGCAGCAGCAACACCCGGGGAGCGGGGAGCUGGGGAGAAUCAACAGCUUCUACUAGUGCCUUCGCCAUGGGUAUGCUGAGUCCGAUGUCUGGCGGCAGGGGAAGGGGCAUGGGUGCAGGCCGGGGCAGCGGGUUUGUCGCGCACUCCAUCUCCCAGUCCCCUUCCUCCUCCUCUACAGGGCGAGUCAGCAGCCCUCUGCUGGGGAGUGCAGGAGGAGCAGCAGCCGCAGCGCACAACGCACGGCAUAGAUCAAACGGCCCUCCCAGUCCCAUGGGGUCAAUGGGGUCAAUAGGGUCAAACGGGUUCUCAAAUGGGUUCUCAAGCGGGCUGCUCAGCCCGCUCGGGUCAAUGGGGUCAACCAACGGGCCUCUCAGCCCGCUCCGCUCCAUGGGUAGUCUAGGCCUGAUCAGUCCCAGAGGAGGCGGAGCAGCAGCAGGAGCAGCAGCAGCAGCGGCAGGCAUGGGUGGUGUGAGCCACCUCAUGCGGCAUGCGUCUGUGGGUGCAUCAUCUGCCACUGCGCCCCUGGGUCUUAUGAGCCCUAUGGGUGGCAGGGGUGGGGGGCGUCUCUUCAGCCCAGUGCUUGCCGGGCCGCAUGGGGCCGGCAGAGGGCGAGGGGGAGUGCCGGUGGGGGCUGCAGGAGCAGCAGCAGCAGGAGGAGAAGCAGCAGGAGGAGCAGCAGCAGGAGGGGCAGCAGCAACAGCAGGAGGAGGAGGGGCAGGGGCAGGGGCAGGGGCAGGGGCAGCGGCAGGGAAGUACCCUCGGUUCCCGUCGGAGGGCGGGCAGCAGUCGGCAAUGGCAGCACUGGGUUCUCUCAGCGGUCUGCUGAGCCCCCGUGGAGCAGCAGGGCUGGUCCCCGCACACAGCCUCCCUGCCAAGUCUCGCCUUAAUCAGCAUGGAUCGCUCUUAUGGGGCAUGCCUGGUUCCGCGUCCCUCUCUGCAGUCCCUGGUGGCGGGGGUGGGGGUGGGGGUGGGGAAGGAACGACGGGGGGAUUUGGGGGGUUUGAGGGGGCGUUUGGGGGGAGCGUCAGGGAUGGGGAUGGGGGUGAGCGGGUGUCUACUGGUGGAGGAGCAGAGGAUUUGUAUUCCGAGUCUGGAUCGACUGCAGGGGACGGCACAGCGGGAGGUGGAGGCGGAGGGGGAGGAGGAGGAGGGGGGCAGAUGGGAGGGUUGAGUGAGGAUGGUGUGGGAGGGGGUGAGCUGCGGACAGCAGCAGGGAUAGUGCGGGAGAGGGAGGUGGUGCGCUCAGAGAUUCUCGUACAUCAACACCCGCUGCCAGCAGCAGCAGGCGUCUCUUCCCACUCUCUGCAUCCGCCUCCUCUGCUGCCUCUGCUGCUCAGCACGCCAUUCCUUUGGGCUCCAGCACUCGCUCGCUCUCCAUGCCCUCUCACCCUCCGGGCACCCCCAGCACCCCAUCCACCCCGCCAGACACAGCAGCCUCUUUCACUAGACAUGCUGAACCCACUGCCAGCAGCAGCAGCAGCAGCAGCAGCAGCAGCAGCAGCAGCAACAGUGGUGGUGCUGGUGGGCAAGAUGAACAUGAUGGGGUGUGGGCCUCCCUUGGGGGUGUUCCGAUCACCCACUGUCACUUCCUCUGUCUCUGCUGUGCUACGCCAUGCAAGCAAAAGCAGAGGGGGGUUAGACCACUACCCCCAGCAGCAGCAGGAAGGAGAGGUUGAGGGGGAGAGUGAGAAUGUUGUGAGUGGCAGCAUCAGCAGUUUGGGGGCCGUAGGCAUGGGGGACUCGAGUGGAGUGAGAGAGGAUGGGGAGGGUACAGGUCGAGGGGAAUGUGAUGGUGGAGCGUCAGCAGCUGCCAGUGGUACGAUAAUGAGGGAGGAGGAGGAGGAGGAGGAGGAGGAGGAGGAGGAGGAGGAGGAGGAGGAGGAGGAGGAGGAGGAGGAGGAGGAGGAGGAGGAGGAGGAGGAGGAGGAGGGUCCUCGAGCUCAUCGCAUCACUAACUCCUCUCGGCCAUGCCAUCUGCUGUUGCUGCCGCCACUCCGAUCGCUGCUGUCACCACUGAUAGCAGCAGCAGCAGCAGCAGCAGCAGCAGCAGCAGCAGCAGCAGCAGCAGCAGCAGCAGCAGCAGCAGCAGCAGCAGCAGCAGCAGCAGCUGAAGCAGCAGAGGGUGGCAUAUCAGUUGCAAUGUAA